Messenger RNA from Microcebus murinus (gray mouse lemur), 1987 nucleotides. It is a transcript of the gene FGF18, whose product is annotated as fibroblast growth factor 18. NCBI's taxonomy places the organism in Eukaryota, Metazoa, Chordata, Mammalia, Primates, Cheirogaleidae. Gene Ontology annotation, molecular function: growth factor activity. The record is from RefSeq and is a predicted model, not a curated record.
CGAUGCGCACGGCCGGAGAGACGCGGAGGAGGAGACAUGAGCCGGCGGGCGCCCAGACGGAGCGGCCGUGACGUGUUCGCGCUGCAGCCGCUCGCCCCAGCCCCGGAGCGCUGACCCCUGGCCCCGCGCAGCCCCGCGCCCUGGCCAGACAGCGCAGCCCAGCUUCCAGCCACGCUGCGCAUGCUGCCCCCGGAGCGAGCCAGAUAGCCAGCCUCCCGCGGACGCCCGGACGGCCGUCCGGCCAGCAGUGAACAAGCUUCCCCGCACCGGCCGGGCGCCUGCUGCACAGCGGCUGCCGCCCCGCAGCCCCUGCGCCAGCCCGGAGGGCGCAGCGCUCGGGAGGAGCCGCGCGGGGCGCUGAUGCCGCAGGGCGCGCCGCGGAGCGCCCCGGAGCAGCAGAGUCUGCAGCAGCAGCCGGCGAGGAGGGAGCAGCAGCAGCGGCGGCGGCGGCGGCGGCGGCGGCGGAGGCGCCCGGUCCCGGCCGCGCGGAGCGGACAUGUGCAGGCUGGGCUAGGAGCCGCCGCCUCCCUCCCCGCCCAGCGAUGUAUUCAGCGCCCUCCGCCUGCACUUGCCUGUGUUUACACUUCCUGCUGCUGUGCUUCCAGGUACAGGUGCUGGUCGCCGAGGAGAACGUGGACUUCCGUAUCCACGUGGAGAACCAGACGCGGGCUCGGGACGAUGUGAGCCGUAAGCAGCUACGGCUGUACCAGCUCUACAGCCGGACCAGCGGGAAACACAUCCAGGUCUUGGGCCGCAGGAUCAGCGCCCGCGGCGAGGACGGGGACAAGUAUGCCCAGCUCCUAGUGGAGACAGACACCUUCGGUAGUCAAGUCCGGAUCAAGGGCAAGGAGACGGAAUUCUACCUGUGUAUGAAUCGCAAAGGCAAGCUCGUGGGGAAGCCCGAUGGCACCAGCAAGGAGUGUGUGUUCAUCGAGAAGGUUCUGGAGAACAACUACACGGCCCUGAUGUCAGCUAAGUACUCUGGCUGGUACGUGGGCUUCACUAAGAAGGGGCGGCCACGGAAGGGCCCCAAGACGAGGGAGAACCAGCAGGACGUGCACUUCAUGAAGCGCUACCCGAAGGGGCAGGCAGAGCUGCAGAAACCCUUCAAGUACACGACGGUGACCAAGAGGUCCCGCCGGAUCCGCCCCACGCACCCCGGCUAGGCCGGCCGCCGCAGACCCCAGGCCGCCCUGGCCACGCUCACCUCCCAGAGAACUGCACCAGAGGAAUAUUUUUACAUGAAAAAUAAGGAAGAAGCUCUAUUUUUGUACAUUGUGUUUAAAAGAAGACAAAAACUGAACCAAAACUCUUGGGGGGAGGGGUGAUAAGGAUUUCAUUGUUGACUUGAAACCCCCAAUGACAAAAGACUCGCACAGAGGGACUGUUGUCAACCCACAGGUGCUCGUCCUCUCUAGGAACAGACAGCUCCAAACUCGUCCGUCCCCAGAGGAGGACUUGAAUGAGGAAACCAACACUCCGAGAAACCAAAGUCCUUUUUCCCAAAGGUUCUGAAAGCAAAAAAAAAAAAAAAAAAAAAGAAAGAAAAAAAAGUAAAGCAAAGAAAGUAGUACCCCCCUCCCCCCAACUUUCCUCACUCUCCCAAUCCCUAUCCCUGUUCCAAAUUCCAACAAAAAUCGCUCUCUGGUUUGCAGUCAUUUAUUUAUUGUUUGCUGCAAGCUGUCCCGAGACACCGCGCAGGGAAGGCGUGCCCCUGGGAAUUCUCCGCGCCUCGACCUCCCGACGACAGACGGCCUCGUCCAAUCGUGGUGACCCUGCAUUGCUCACAGUUCUGGAGGAUGCUGCUAUCGACCUUCCGUGACUCACGUGACCUAGUACACCAAUGAUAAGGGAAUAUUUUAAAACCAGCUAUAUUAUAUAUAUUAUAUAUAUAUAAGCUAUUUAUUUCACCUCUCUGUAUAUUGCAGUUUCAUGAACCAAGUAUUACUGCCUCAACAAUUAAAAACAACAGACAAAUUAUUUAAAA